UGCACUGAUUACAUCAGGUGUGCAGUUCACCUGUGAGCAAUGAUUGCCAUGAAUGUCAUGGUGCACUUAAGUAGGAGAUGGUUCAAACCAUAGAUACAAAUAACUAUAAACACAACAUUUAUAUUGCCCAUUGUAAAAACUGGCAUUUUACCACCAAGUGUAAUGGCACUAAACAGUGAGGGAAGCAGAAAGAGAAGAACAGAGAUCAGUGUGAUGGAGAUACCUAAAAGAAUCCGUUACCCAAUCAAAAAAACAAAGGUCAGUGAGCCAGCCACUGCCCUACAAAAUGAAGAACGAGAAGGACUUUAUGUUCUUGUAACAUUUGAAGAUGGAUAUACUGCAAGAAUUUGUAAGACCUGCGACAUACUUACAGAAAAGGAGUUGCCAAUUACUAGCUUUGAGGGACUCAUUCCAGGAGCUCGAGUUCUUGCAAGAUGGUCAGACAACAAAUUUUAUAAUGCCACUGUAGAUCACAUUGGGUUCUGUGACCAAAAGCAGGACCCGAGAAAGGGUGCAAAGAAGGACAUAAAAAAAAUUAUGCAUCUGCUGAAUCAUUUUAUAACCAGAAUCGGGUCGCUUCUGCACCAGCUGAACAUGGUCCUUCCUCUGCACUAACCCAGCCUCCGUCUCCAGGAUUGCCACCAACCCAACAUCAAUCUGUGCAAUUACCAUGCCCUGUUAAGCCUUUUAAUCCACAGACCAUGACACCAUCUGAGUAUUGUAAUCAAGACCAGCCAGGUUUAUUAGAUUUAGAUGAACAUCAAAGACAAACCAUGACACAUAACUUAACCGCAAAAGAAACAUUUUUGGGGCUUCUGUAUAACCCGUCUAUACCUCACCCCUCAGCUGAAGUUACAAUUCAGGAUGACCAGCUUGGGUUAGAGCCUGAGGAGGAAUAUGAAGAACCCCCAGUCAGAUCACAGAACACAUCCUAUGAAAAUAAACAAUGGGAGCCAUGUGAAACAUGCAAGCUGGAGGUACAGGCAUUACUUAAAGAGAAUAAGAUGAUGAAAGAUGUGCUGUCCAGCAUGAAUCUUGAACACCUACAGGCACUCAGAGACUUUAUAGAUAAGAUGGAAGACUACAAAUCACGUGAAAGUGGAGUGCUGAUGCCUCAAACCAGACCUGGCCAACAAGAACUUUACCCAGACAGUGGGCUGCUCUUGUCCUCUACCAAACUAGCAGCUAUUCACCAAGAGUCAAAGAAGGACUGUCUUCGUCUUUUCCAUCUUCUGUUUGAUCAGUUCUUCACUCAUGAAGAAUGUUCAAACUCUGUAGCGUUUGGAAAGCAUGGCAAAGUCCCAGAGGGCAAGACAAUUUUGGAGAAAAGUAAAGUAAAUGGAAUACUAACUUAUGUCAUGAGCUGCGGCAAAUGUCAUGGAUGGAAACCAGUUGAAAAGUCAAAGCUGAAGAAAGCCCUUAUAAACAAGUGUCGCAUGAGAUCAACUUAAAUGUGUAUGUAAUUGUAGUGUUACAUCAAUGAUGUUGUGUCAUUUACUGGUCUUUUAUUUAGCUGUUUCUGUAUUUAAGUAUCUAUAUGUAGCUGUGCUGCAGUGUAGUCUAGAUUUUUUUUUUUUUUUUUUUUUUUUUUUUUUUUUUUUUUUUUUUUUUUUUUUUUUUUUUUUGAAAUGCUGCUUAUAAAGUGUAAAAAGAAACUGUAUAUAUAUAUAUAUUUUAGUUUGAUAUUGUAGCAAAUUUGUUUCUCUACGAUUAAAAUCUGUGUCUUUACAGAGAUUGCAAAGUAUGAACAUAGCUCAUGUGCAGUAUCUAACACUAUUUAAUUUCUGUAAUUUUUUUUAUUUUAAGUGCCUUGUAAAAGAUUUCCAUAUUGUAUUUUCUUGCCAUUGUAUUAAGCAUGUAAAAUGAAACUUAAAACCUACAUGAGUAAAGAAAAUGUUAACCUCAUACUGAGCACAGUAAAAGCAGCCUAACGUCUGAGCAAUAAAACUUUCUGCAAGACACUAAAGAGCUCUCCCAUCUUCAUUUUAAUACAGUCUCAUGGAUGUCUUGUCUUCUCCAAAUUUACUUUAGUCUCAUUUAUGUCUAUUUGUAUGUUCCCUGGGCAAUUUUAUGAGUAAAAUGUGAAGUCAAAUGUGAAACCUAAAGUGGACACAUAUGAGAAUCACAACCAUAAAUGCUGAGCUUAGUAAGAGCAAUCUCUGAGUGAAAACACUUUCUCUAAUGAGUCUUGAAAGAGAUUACAGCAAGACAAUAAAGAGAGUUUUAGAAAAAAAAUCUGAGACACUGUUGAUACUACAACAAGAGCUAAAUAAGAAUCUCAAUUAAGUCUCAGAUAUU
Labeo rohita (rohu) is the source of this 2298-nucleotide messenger RNA. RefSeq lists its product as uncharacterized. The coding region runs from base 702 to 1451 and encodes 249 amino acids. The record is from RefSeq and is a predicted model, not a curated record. Gene Ontology annotation, molecular function: DNA binding. The transcript has 5 exons. Lineage: Eukaryota; Metazoa; Chordata; Actinopteri; Cypriniformes; Cyprinidae.